UGCACACCUUAAUUAAUACAGAGGAUAAUUGUAAAUUGUACGUGUAACUUGUUACACUAGACAAAUUGUAAGAGGGUAAUCGAUGUACGCAAAGUAACAAAGACAGGAAUUGUAUAAUCUACAUAUACAUAUAUAUAUAAAGGGAGAAUUCAGAGAUGCAUAUCCUGCGAGUUGUAACCCCGGCAUGGCUCGCUCUCGUCGUUGUAUCGAUGCGCAAUGGCAUCAAUGGUUUCGGAUACCGUAAAAGAGAGCAACAUUUGUGGCCGCAGAAGUACGAAUCGUGCGCGGGAAAACUACAAUCGCCCGUGGGUAUAUCCACAUCGAAAGCGAUCGCUUUACCACUCCCGGCUCUCGAGAUGAUCGGUUAUCAUGAUUUUCUUUCAAUGCCGCAAAUAUUGACGAACAAUGGACAAACCGUUAAACUCACUGUGAAUAAGAAUGCGAUGUACGGAAGAUUGCCGUACAUAUUCGGUGCCGUGCUGCAACGGAAUCGACAAUACGAAAUGGAACAACUGCACUUUCACUGGGGCAUAAAAAACAAUAGGGGUGCUGAACACGUGUUAAACGGUGUAAGGUAUCCAAUGGAAAUGCACAUUGUACAUCGUAACAUGGCAUAUUCCAACAUUUCGUAUGCGCUACGGCACGAGGAUGGUGUAGUCGUAGUAGCUACUCUCUUCCAGUUGCAAGAUGAAGAUAAUGAGCUCAUUCGAUCUCUCAUAAGCGAGCUAGCAGACGUGCAAUGGGCACGUACAGAGCUGUCGGUCAACGUAUCUCUCGCUCUGGCAUCACUGAUACCAUCCAACACCGAUAUCUUUUAUACGUACAAGGGAUCUCUCACGACUCCGCCUUGUAGCGAAGCGGUCACUUGGAUUAUUUUCGCCACUCCAGUCCCGAUAUCUUUCCGUCAGAUUAACACGUUUCGGAAACUCUCAAACGGCGAGGAAACACUGGGCGAUAAUUUUCGGCUGUUGCAAGAUAUCGGUCAACGUAAGGUAUAUAUCAGAAGAUUGGACCCAUCGUUCUGGACAAAAAAUAUCAAGCGCGACGAUUCGCGAUUCGAUUUUGCAAACUUGAGUUGGUUUUGGUCGUAGCGCAACAAUCGACAAUUUCUAAUUUUGCCUCAAGAGGUUAAAACUUACCUACAAU
Messenger RNA from Vollenhovia emeryi, 1146 nucleotides. RefSeq names its product carbonic anhydrase 9-like. NCBI's taxonomy places the organism in Eukaryota, Metazoa, Arthropoda, Insecta, Hymenoptera, Formicidae. The record is from RefSeq and is a predicted model, not a curated record. The coding region runs from base 156 to 1091 and encodes 311 amino acids. The transcript is spliced from 6 exons. Gene Ontology annotation, molecular function: carbonate dehydratase activity; zinc ion binding. Gene Ontology annotation, cellular component: cytoplasm.